Cordyceps militaris CM01 is the source of this 1521-nucleotide messenger RNA. RefSeq names its product DNA primase, large subunit. Bases 1 to 1521 code for a protein of 506 amino acids. Lineage: Eukaryota; Fungi; Ascomycota; Sordariomycetes; Hypocreales; Cordycipitaceae. The transcript is spliced from 4 exons. Gene Ontology annotation, cellular component: alpha DNA polymerase:primase complex. Gene Ontology annotation, biological process: DNA replication, synthesis of primer. The record is from RefSeq and is a predicted model, not a curated record.
AUGCUGCGACAAGAUAUUCACCGCGUCGACCCCAAGCGGCGCACCGUCAUCGAUCCCCGGCGCAGGCAGUUCGCGGCCGCCCAGUACAAGGAGGCCGAGUACAAGUACCGCCUCAACUUUUACGCGGACCCCCCGACGGCGGACAUAACUCUCGAGCAGUUUGAGCAAUGGGCCAUUGACCGACUUCGCGUCCUCGCCGAGCUCGAGGCGUGCUCGUUCCGCAACAAGUCGCCCGCCGAGACGGCCUUGCACAUGAAGCCGAUCCUCGAAAAAUACCUGCCGCUCGACUCCAACUCGUCGUUGUCGACGCGGCUGGCCGCGCAGCGCCAAAAGGACCACUACAGCCACUUCAUCCUGCGCCUGGCCUUUUCCUCCACCGACGACCUGCGGCGCCGCUUCGCCCGCGUCGAGACGGCCCUCUUCCGCAUCCGCUUCGCCACCGACGACCUUGCCGACCGCGCCGCCUUUGUCGCCGACCUCGCCCUCGACUGGUGGCACCCCGUCUCCGACGACGAGCGCCGCCUGUACGCGGCUGAGCUCGCCGCCAUGACGAGCACCGCGGCCGGCAGGAAAACAGGCGCGGCCGCCGAGGACGAGGGCUGGUUCCGCGUUGAUUGGGAGCGCGUGCCCGAGCUGGUCGAGAGUCGCCGCGUGUUUCUCAAGGCCGGCAAGGCGUUUGUGCCGGUGCGCGAGCAGGCGAGCAUGGUCGUGGCCGAGUUUUCCACACGCCUGGAGAAGCAGCUAACGCUCACGGCCCGCGCCCUCCCCCGGCUCGACGAGGACGACCGCCUCACGCCGAUCCUCAACCACCUGUCCAAGAACUUCAUCACGCCCGACGCCGCGUACAUGUCGGGCUCGGGCGCGCCCGACGGGGCGACCAUUUCGGCGGCGCGCAUCGACGGCCUCGCGGCGCAGCACUUCCCCGCGUGCAUGGCGCACCUGCACCGGUCGCUGCGGCGCGACGCGCACCUCAAGCACUACGGGCGGCUGCAGUACACGCUCUUCCUCAAGGGCAUCGGGCUGUCCCUCGAGGAGGCGCUCGCGUUUUGGCGCGCCGGCUUCCACAAGGUCACCGACGACACGUUCAACAAGGAGUACCGGUACAACGUGCGCCACGCGUACGGCGACGUCGGCGGCGACUCGAACCGCCGCGGCGGCGGCUACAGCCCCUUUGGCUGCCAAAAGAUCCUCACCGAGCACCCCCCCGGCGCCGGCGACGCCCACGGAUGCCCCUACCGCCACUUUGACGCCGACAACCUGACGGCCCUCGUCCAGGCCAUGGGUGUCGCCGAUCGCGCCGUCCUCCAGGGCGUCAAGGAGGACAAGGACACGCAAAAGUACCACAUGGCGUGCAACCGCGUGUUUGAGCACCUGCACAAGCAGGAGAUCAAAAAGGCCAAGGACGAGGGCAUCAUGACGUCGAAUCAGCUCGAGACGAUUGUGCACCCCAACGAGUACUUCAAGCGCAGCUACCUGCUCAAGAACCUGGGCAAGGAGCCGGAUACCAAGAUGGAGGGUUGA